AUGGCCACGGCGACCAUACCGGCUAUGCAAGACUUCGCUGACCUAAGGACCGUCAUCAAUGCGGCAGCAAGUGCCAUCGGGGACCCUAACAAUUCCAACCGCGGCUUUGGCUUCAAUUGGCCUGGUAGCAGUAAUCAGAUGGGUACUGCAGAUCUCGUGAACAACAUCACCAGCACCAUCUUGAGAGGAAAGUUUCAGCUUGACACAAACAAGGCCGCGUGGCUCACUCCAGCUACAUCCGUCAAUGUCCCUCCUGCCAUCAACAGCACAGCACCUCCAACUCAAGCCACGCCCACACUCCCUUUGACUGCAAGCCUAGUUGCCCCAACCGUCAUCCCUACCGCAACACUCAAGCCGGAAAACCUGACGGUCGAUCUUACAACGCCGUACAUUGACUAUGUCCAAGCGAUUCCUAACCUUAGCAGCAGCCUGACGGCGCUUGGGCGUGAAUUCCACCGCGAGAUGAAUGCACCCGUCAACGAAGCCAUUGCAGGUCUCCAAGAAAGCCUCACGACACUACAAACGGCGAUGCUGGACGCCAAUCUCAUCAAUGCCCAGGCUGUCAUACGUACCAUCCGAGCGAGCAGUAGCCUGGAAAGUUCGCAAACAGCAUGGGGCCGCUCUCUCAAUCUCCCAGGGGGCGGGAGCGACGAUGCUAGUGCUGAGCGCCGGGAAACAUGGCCACGGCCAAUGACACGCAGAGCGGAAGCAAAGAGACCGCCACCCAAAGAUGGAAAGUUCUACACUCACCAAGAACUUUGGGAUUGGGUUAUGUCAAGACGCUGGGCAUCGACGGAAAGCAAAACCGCUUUACACGCUGGUGCAAGUGUGCAAUUGAAGGGUCAUCAAGCACCUGUUGCUGUGGCACGAGUGGCCCGGCGCUUUGUUGUCUGA
Messenger RNA from Exserohilum turcica Et28A, 894 nucleotides. RefSeq lists its product as uncharacterized. Bases 1 to 894 code for a protein of 297 amino acids. The transcript has 2 exons. NCBI's taxonomy places the organism in Eukaryota, Fungi, Ascomycota, Dothideomycetes, Pleosporales, Pleosporaceae. The record is from RefSeq and is a predicted model, not a curated record.